GUCUCGGGGUGGACACACACACACACCCCACGCGGGUCCGCGGUUGGGGCUCCCACGGAGGGGGGGGCUCACCCUGGAACGGAGCCAGACCCCCCCCCUCCCGGCUUCGGUAAUCACGUGAUUUCGCCCCCCCCGGAAUGCUCUGCCUCCCUCCACCAAUCAGGCGGCCGGGAUCGCCUGCAUCCCUCUCGGCCAAUGAGGAGACGCCGCCCCUGCGCCUUUAAGAGCCUGGCGUUGCGUCAUCGGGAGCGGCUGCGCCCCGCCUCCCCAUUGGCCGCCGCGUGAGCUGACUCAGCCCAAUCGCCUCACACUCUGGCGCGGCCGCCGCCCGCCCACCGCGGCCUCAAGCCCAGGCGCGUAAUCUCCCGGCUUCAACCAAUACAAGGCGAGAGGAGCCUGACGGGCAGUACGACCUCCCAAUCACCAUGCGGGCCGCCUGCGGGCGGGGCGGGAGCGAGGAGGCGGCGGGCGGAAGCGGCGGCGGGAGGGAAGAUGGCGGCGCGGCGGGGCCCGGGCCCGGGCCCGGUGCUGCUGGCGGUGCUGGCGGUGCUGGGCCCGGGGCGGCCGCUGCGCGGGGCCCGGGCCGCCCUCAACCUGCAGGAGCUCAGCGAGCUCAAGUACGGGCUGGAGAUCCUGGCCGAGCCCGUGCUGGCCGGGCAGCGCCAGGCGGAGGACGUGGUGACCGUGGCCUCCAAGUUCAAGCAGCGCUACGAGUGUCGCCUCCCGCCCGCGGCCGUCCGCCCGCCCGCCCCCGAGGACGACGCUGCGCUCUACAACGGCUCCGGCGUGGCCGAGCUGCUGCGCCCCAUGGCAGCCGCCCCCUGUCUGCUCAAGACCAAGGAUUGGUGGACGUACGAGUUUUGCUACGGGAAGCACAUCCAGCAGUAUCACGUUGAAGAGUCGGAGAUCAAAGGUGACGUCCUGUUCCUCGGCUACUACCACUCGGCGUUCGACUGGAACGACGAGACGGCCAAGGCCACCAAGCAGCACCAGCUGAAGCGCUACCACAGCCAGAGCUACGUCAACGGCUCCCGCUGCGACCUCACCGGCCGCGCCAGAGAGGCCGAAGUCCGCUUCCUGUGCGAGGAGGGCGCCGGCGACUACAUCGCGCGGGUGGACGAGCCGCAGUCCUGCUCCUACGUGCUGACCGUGCACACCACGCGCAUCUGCCACCACCCGUUCCUGCGGCCGCCGGCGCGCGCCGCGCCCCAGCCCAUCCGCUGCCAGCCCGCGCUCAGCCCCGCGCAGUACGUGCAGUACGUGCGCGCCCAAGUCUCCGACACCAAGCGGAAGGUGGAGGAGAUCUCGGAGGAGCUCAAGACCUUGGACACCAGGUUGUGGAGUGAGAGGGACGCCCAGGCCCCCCCGCAGCCCCCCGAGGGGACACCAGCGGCCCGCGGGGACGCCGCGCCGGGGGACGAGCCCGAGCCCGACAAGGACGCGGCUCUUUGGGAGCGGGUGAGCGAGGUGACCGGCACGGCCACCAGCCAGGGGGACAGCGCCCAGGUGGAGGAACCGUCCCCAAAGGUGGCUGAUCCGCAGAAGAAAAUCCACUUCAAGGUGAUCCGCAGCCCUGGGGACCUGCUGCAGUUCAUCGAGGAGCUGAAGGAGAGCACGCGGAAGGCCAAGGAGCAGGCGAGCGAGGAGGAGGAGGCGGCAGCGAAGGUUCCCGCGCCCCCCCCGCGUCCUGAGGACCCCCCAGUGCCGGGAGAAGCCGAGAAGGAGGAAGAGGAGGAUGAGGAGGACGACGGGGACCUUCUGGGUGGCUUCGAGAAGGACCUGGAGGCCAUUGUCCUGCCCCGCGAGCAGAUGGCGCAGCUCAAGGAGGAGGUGAAGACGGAGAUGGAGAAGGAGUUCGACAACAUCAUCAGCGAGGUGGAGGACGAGCUGGAGACCGAGGGGCUGAAGGGGGAGUUUGACCGUAACCAGGCGUCCAAGUCUUUGGCCUCCACCCUCAACCGCCUGAUGGACAAGCUGGACGGGGGGGGGGCGCGCGGGGGGGGGACAGGGAGGAAGAGGAGGGGGCUGGGAGGAAGGCUGAGGGGCGCCCCGCCGGAGAACGUGGAGAGCGAAGUGCGGGAGCUGCUGGCCAAGGAGGGGCUGCGGGCCGAAGGGAAGAUCGAGAUCAAGAUCGUGACGGCGGGGGGGGGCGACGAGGACGAGGCGCAGUGGCUGUCGGAGGAGGACACCAGGAACCUGAAGGACAUUUUCUUCAACAUCCUGCUGCAGGGCACGGAGGAGGCGCAGAAGGAGCGGCGGCGGCAGCAGGCCCUGGAGGACAAUUACCGCUUCGUCUGGGGGGGGGCCCGCGACGAGCCGCCCCCCCCGGGGGACUCCGAGGACCCCGAUUUCUGACGCCCCCUCCCUGCUCCCCCUGUGCUGCUGGGGGCUCCAGACCCCGCAAGGGUUUGGUGCCCCCCCGGGGGAACUUAACUUGGACUGUUCUUUUGGGGGUGGGAUGAGCUGGGGGGUGCGAUGUCGGGGAUGAUGUUGCGGGUGAGUGUCGUGGGGGGGGUCCCAUUGUUGUCACUGGAGCCAUUUGCCCCCCCUCCCCGCGGGGGGGUCUCUCUCAUAAUAAGAUGUAACGAGGUUGUUCGACCUCUGCCACUGUCCCCCCCCCCUUUUUAUCAAUAAAGUGACGUCAGCCCCGG
This is a messenger RNA of Columba livia (rock pigeon), 2651 nucleotides long. It is a transcript of the gene OS9, whose product is annotated as OS9 endoplasmic reticulum lectin. Lineage: Eukaryota; Metazoa; Chordata; Aves; Columbiformes; Columbidae. Gene Ontology annotation, biological process: endoplasmic reticulum unfolded protein response; retrograde protein transport, ER to cytosol. The record is from RefSeq and is a predicted model, not a curated record. Gene Ontology annotation, cellular component: endoplasmic reticulum lumen.